CAAAACAAUGAUGAGCCAAUGAUGUGUAGGUGAUCUUUCUGACGGACAUUUCGGAUUUCAAUAUAUUUUAUGUUUUCAUAUGAAAAUCUUGGACAAACAUUUUCUAUCAUGGAUAAAGAUCAAAUUUGUGUGUUAUCUGGACUUACGUUGUUUGCAUUAGGCAUUGGGGCGUUUAUAAUUUGGGGUCCUAACUCUUCUCCUGCAAGGCGAGGAGGUGUCAUUGGUCUUCAAAACCUGGGUUUGACCUGCUUCCUCAACACUUUGCUUCAAGCAAUGGCGUCAUGUGCAAUAUUUGUUGAGUGGCUAGAAAGUUGCCAUGGACAAGGCCCUGUGGCAUCUGCUCUCUAUUAUUUGCUUAAAGUUCUCAGCACCGAGCCAGCAAAGCUGCCUGAAGGUAUAGAGGAGCCCCUUGCUCCUAGUGGUUUCAUACAAGCACUGAGAGGCCACGGUUGGUCCAUUGGCUUUGGAGAGCAAGACGCUCAUGAGCUGUUCCACCUUAUCAUGGCAACAUUGGAGGAGGAGGCUCACAAAACAUCAGCUAAUGAGGGCAGUCUUACUGAUGCUUUAGAACCAAAACGAAGAAACUCAACUGGUGACGUGGAAGAGAGUCAUAAAUCAUCAGGAGACAAAGGCGAACCACAAUCUCUCCCCCCAGUCCUCAAGUUUUUAUCUUAUAGGCUUGUCAACAAACAAGGAGAGCCUAUAACAAGGAAAAUCCUACCCAAGUACGACAGCAACAAAAACUGUCAGGCCUCUCCCUUCUGUGGUCUGUUGACUAGUCAGCUGCAGUGUGUGGAUUGUGGAUUCAAGUCAGUCGUCCGUUAUGACAAGUUUGAUAGCCUGUCUCUGCAUCUACCAGAGAUGGGCAGUGGUUUUUUACAACCAAUCACACUAGCACAUCUGUUAGACCGGUUUACCCAGACUGAGUCUGUCAAUGGUGUUGUGUGUGAAGGAUGCAACAACAAUCGAGCUCCUGACCAGCCUCCCAUCACUACUACUUCUCUCAAGACACUGUCCAUUGGCAAGUUGCCAAGGUGCUUAUGCAUCCACAUUCACCGCAUCUCCAUGGACAAGCAUGGUUCUCCCUAUAAACGACCUGACUAUGUAGACUUUCCUGAGUAUCUCUGCAUGGAUCCGUACACUCAGAAUUCAAUAAUUAAAGAACAGAAGUUGAAAGAGGAUGUCAAACCAGAUGGGGAUGAAACUGCUGAAUGUUCCACGCCCAAAUCUUUACCUUGUAGGAUGGGAUCGUACAACCACAUAUACAGGGUGAAGGCUGUUGUGGUUCAUCGAGGUUCUGUGCACAACGGACACUUUGUGACGUAUCGCCGAGGGCCUCUACAGUCCAGCACUCGACACAGGUCUGACAGGUGGUACUUAACAUCAGAUGAAUCAGUGACUUCAGCUACAUUAGCAGGAGCUAUGGAGGCAAAUGCAUACAUGCUCUUCUAUGAAAAAUGUUCAAUGACUCCUACUUAAAUACAAGGAUUUACCAAUAGAGAGCAAUAGACUGUGAUGUAGACUUAAUUAGUAACUAAUGUUUGUCAUUUCAUAGUGGGUCAUAUAAUUAUUUUCUUAGUUUGGGCUUUGUUACUGUUUCAAAAUGCAGGGUGAUUAAAAAAGAAGUAAACAACUUAAUACGUAGCCUAUAUAAACUAAAAGUUAUGUUGUUUAUGUCAGUGUAGUUGGUACAGUGGAUAGUUAAAUACCUGAAUUUUGAUUUGAAACAGCCGAUUGUUGUCAACAACGCAAACAUUCUGUAGAGUUUCAGAGUUAAGUAAGUAUUUCUGUAAAAAAUUGCUCUUAAACUUUUAAUGAAAUAUUUUUCUGGGCUUGAGUUUGUAGAAAUUUUAUCAGCUACUGUUGAUUUAGGACUCAUUGUAGGCCUGAUAAAUCUAUAUAGAAUGACAUAAGAAGUUCAGCACUAAAGAUUGUUGAACAAAUAAUAAACCAUUGAGAGGCCUGAGGUAACUGCUGUUACUGUUGCACUUACUCAAAAGAAGUCGGCAAGGGAGGUGAGUUUAAAAUUCUACAACCAAUGGUUUUAAGUAUAAUGAUCUUAUACGUAUUAUAAGAAAGUAUCCAGAUGAGAAUCUCCCGAUGCACUUCACAUCAUCAAGCUAAUGUUGCAAUGUCCUCCGCAUUGCCCUGAUUUAAUUCCUCGUUAUUUAUAUUUGUGGGAUUAUGUGAAAGACAACAAGUUUGUACAGCUUUUCCUAUCAAACCUUUUGCUGCUAAAGAGAAAGGAUUGUUUCUACAGUAAAGAAUAUUGAUCAGCUCACUCAUCAGGGAGUUUGGACAAUGCUAAAAAAUGGAUUGUAUUAUUCUGUGCAAACCAAAAUCCACACUUUAAACUUUUGUGAUCCAUGGAAAAAAUUUCAAGAACUAUUUUCAGAAAACAUAAGAUGCAUUCUUCUUGUAUAACAUUAUUAGAACAUCAAAGUUGUUUAUUUCUUUUAGAAUCGCCCUAAUGUUAUGUUAAAAUCUCCUGGUUUAUUUAUAAAGUGUAUACAUUUGUAUGACGUAAUUAAUGUCCAGUGUACGUUACAUUGCCAUAUUUAUAGAAAAAAUAUUUUCCUUUAUCCACACUGUAGAAAACACCCAAAAGCUUUAGUUUCUGCUACAUCAGAAAUAACAGUAGUCUCUUGGAUAGGUGAGUUUUCUAAAAUAAAAACAGUUCUUCCUUAACUCGUUACUCAUUUCAAUAAGUUUCAUUCUUGUUAAACAACUGUUUCACAUUCAGUUAAGGUGUUGUGGUCCAGUGGGCUGGGCUGAAAUAUUCCUCCCAAUACUGAUUACUACUAGGGAUUGACGGGUCACGAAUUUUUGAGAAAUUUGCAAGAUUAACCCUUUAACUGGAAGCGGGACUGUAGUCACGUUUUGGUCAAGGUUUUGGUUAACUCCAAAAAAAUUGGUUAAAAACAAUUGUAAAAUGGAAUAAUUUUGCACAGCAGCUUUUGAUUUAAAACACUAUAAAAUAUGCAUUUAUAAAAUAUAUAUACAUUUGUAUGACGUAAUUAAUGUCCAAUGUACGUUACGUUACCAUAUUUAUAGAACAAAGAUUUUUCUUUAUCCACAUUGUAGAAAACACCCAAAAGUUUUAGUUUCUGUUACAUCAGGAAUAACAGUAGUCUCUUAGAUAGGCAAUUUUUCUAAAAUAAAAAUAGUUCUAAAAUAAAAAGGGUAUUUGCCCUUAUAACCAUAUUAUAUAUUAAUAUUAUACUAGCUGUUGUACCCGUGCUUUGCAACGGGAAGAGGACACAAACAAAAUUAUAAUACUGCACCCUGUUAAUAAACCUUAUAACUUUUUAAUGCUAUUUAAUAUAAUAGAACCAACUUGUGUAGUUGAAACAGCUGACAAAAUUCUUUUGUUCCUUUUAAAUAUGAUUAGGCCUACUCAUAAGGUUAACAUGGGAAACUCCAGAGCCACUGGGGCGGAGCCCAAAAUGACUUUUGAUAUAAAAAUGUGUCUGUAUGUUAAUUGGGAAUGUGAGCUAUCAUCACACCAAAUUUCAGCCCGAUCUGACCAGUAUCUUUUGCGUUUACUUGUCACAAACAUACAUCCAUACAUCCAAACUUUCUCAUUUAUAAUACUAGCAGAAUACCCGUCCUUCGUACAGGGGUUGCGUAUAAGUAUAAAAUGCUUAUUGCAGUUAUACUCAUGCUUUGUGUUUGCAUUGGAAGAGGACACGGUUUGAUAAAAUUUGAUUCUUUUAAUUUACGGAAGCUAUAGUAUAACACAUAUACCAUAGCAAUAAUGUUCUACCCCUACACCUAAACAAUAAAAAAGUAAAUUUUCGAAUAUCCGCACAAUAUCAAAACAUUAUUUAUAUAUUAAAAACAUAAACUUAAUUUUAAACAAUCCUACUUUAACAGUUCUUAUUGUGCAUCACAGCCUUUUGUUGCGGUUUGGUUCAAAUUAGCUAUGUUGUCAUGAAUUAAAAAUCAAAUAAUAGUGCUGCACCCUGUUGGUGAACCUUAUAACUUUUAAUAAUAUUGAAUAUCAUAGAACAAAUUGUGUAAUUGAAACAGCUGACAAACUCCUUCAAUCCCUUUUAAAUAUGAAUUCUCAUAAGGUUAACAUUGGAAACUCAAGAGCCACUGGGGCGGAGCCCGAAAGGAUUUUUGAGAUAAGAAUAUGUCUAUAUGUUAAUCGGGAAUGUGAGCUAUCAUCAUACCAAAUUUCAGGCCAAUCCGACCAGUAGUUAAAGCGUGAUUGAACUUCAAACAAACAAAUAAACACACAAACUUUCACAUUUAUAAUAUUAGUAUGAUUAUUAUAGUAGGAUUAAUAAAGGGGAAUAAAUUUACUUUCAUUUUAUAUAGUUGGUAUUCGGGUGUUAUGUGUUUGGAAAAUAAUAUACAUGUUGGAAUAACAAAAUGUAUUUCUAAAAAAAAACAUAAAGAUUUAUAUUAAAGUCAUAAAGAUCAUUUAUGACAUCAUUUACAGUAAUGAUCAUUUUCCAUGAACAACUCUUACUUCAUUUGAUCUCCAAUGUUAUUGCCUUUACAAAAGUGUAUUCUUCCUACAUUUCUUGAGAUCACAUUUAUUUGGGUUUUGUUCAGGGCCGGAUUUCCCAAUAGGCCCGGUAGGCCCGGGCCUCUGGGCGCAUGGUCCCAGAGGGCGCACAGCCGAGAGUAAUUUUUCUUAUACCUAGCUAGGCUCUCUAAAAUAAAAAGUCAUAGUUGAUAAAAAAACUCCAAGGCAUUGUGAUUCUGAAUUUCAUAAGAUGAAAUAAUUGUUAGGGAAUGUAAUCUAUUUUCAGAAUCAUGCAUCAAUUUCAUUACAAAAUUGGUAAAUAUCAAAGAACAUUGGUUAUACGGGAGUAGGCUCUAGGGAUGUUGACGAUGACGAGCGCCCAAGGGGUAUGCAUGCUGGCUCGGGCUCGGUACUACUGGUCAGAUUGAUUAGGGGCGCAUGCGUACUAGACAUCACUUCACCUCAAAAGUUAAGUCUUUUGAUUAGUUUACAACAAUCUGCAGGAUCAAGUUAAAAUAUAUAAUAAGUUCUGUUGAAUAUCAAAACAACAUGUAUUUACCUUUAAAAUUAACUAAAAAAUAUUAAUCUCAGUUUGCAUUGGAUUUUAGAAAAAUUCAAUACCCUCCAAAACAUCAGUAAUGCUGUCAUUUUCUCCUCAGACCUAAGUAAGGUCGGUACGGUUAGCCGGAAUAUUGCUCUGUUUUGCUUUGGAAACCACUCUGCAUAUUUAAUCUAGAUGUAGUACGACCAUAGAUUACUCAGACUUAUAUAAUUAUAUACUUCAGACUUAUAUAAUUAAUUACCAUAGAUAUUACUCAAGUCGACUUCUUAUGACAUUGUUAAUUCAAAGUUUUUCAUGGGUAGUUCAUGUUGGUACCACUGGACGUUAGUUUUGACGUAAUUUAGAAAUUUUGUUUCCAUUAUUUUAGGGUAAGUUCUAUGAUGUGUUUCAAUUUCUAGUAAAAUAACCAGGAGACGACCUAUUUUUAAUCAUUAGAUCGUUUUAUUUUGGAUAACUAGGUUUAAACAUAGAUAAAACAUACUCCUCAAAAUAACAAGAAUUGUUUUCAGCUAAAAUGGUGACAAAUCGACUAAAGGAGCAGGUUUAAUCUAUGGUAUGACGUACUGUAUGGAGUUCAUGUUUUUUGGCCUGGAAUUGGAAUCAAUGGCCAUGUUUUUUUGCAGGAAUGCUCGGGUGGUUGAGUUUUUUUGUUUCAGUCCCACCACGGCCACAAACGUGAGCAUUUAUUAAAAGCAUAAAAUUGCUAAAUAACGUGUUUAAGACAGCAUUUUGUUAAGGCUAAACAAGUCAAUUCUUAAAAAAAACUUGCUCUGAUUCCAAAGAGGAGUGUUAUUCAAGCAGUUAACUUAGGCCAAUGGGAAUUAUAUAGUUUUUAAUAAAGGUUUGAAGAAAUGUGACCAGACUAGGGGGCGGAAAAUUAUUUGGGCCUAGGGGCGCAAAAAUGCUAAAUCCGACCCUGGUUUUGUUUGAAAUGUGGAGCACAAAAUUGUAAAAUUUUCCAUUUUUUCGAUUUAGGUCAUACAUUUAUAAAACAGAAAGGUAAUUGAAAUACUUUUACAUUUUAAUGUUGGAAAAUAAAUUCCAUAACAUUUUGUAUAUCUUGAAUUUUGAGAGAAUUUGAGUUCAUGCAGCAAAGUUUUACACAUCCAAUAUUAGAAAAAUAAUUUUUUUCUACCUAAUGUAAUGUCAAUACAUACGGUUUUAAAUAUUUAUUUUGUUGCCAUUUUCAAAUUCUUAAAUUUCAUUACGAACAAUUCAAGUAGGCCUAUACGGUUCAAUAGGAUUGCUCUAUUGGUUUAGUUUAUAUGAAUUUCCAAAAUAUGACUGCAAAAUCACCAAAAAUGCCUUGCCGCUCCAGAAAUUGCCAAUUGCCAGAUGCAGGGUUAAAAAAUCUCGUUAGUUCAAGCAAAAUUGACUUUACCCUGAGACGAGAUUAUAGACAAAAAUUAGAAGAUCUUCAUAAAGGAAACGCAACAUUAACACGCAUCUGUGUUGCGGAUUAUUCCAGAGACUUUCUCAAGAUAGUUUUUAACUGUGUGCAUCUCAAAAAUCGGUUUAUCUGGUGUGACCCUGGUCCCGUCUAGGCUAUACCGGAUAUAAUAGGUUUUACUGUAUAUGCUAUCAUUAUCACUGAGAUCAGAAGUAACAUGGUACAAAGCUACUACAAUUUUCUUUCGUCUCUUAUAGACGGUUUUUUUUUUUUUUUUUGUGAUACAGUAUUUAGUUACAGUACAUGUUACAGUUUUACAAGAUGUCUUAUUUUAUUUUUUUCUUAUUUAAGGUUUUCAUAACUAUUUAAAUAAGUUUCUGUAAGCUUUUGUUAUUUUGUACACUCUUUUUGUAUCAACCUUUGUUUGUAAUAAAUAGCCUACCGGUACUGUAAGUUACCUAUUGUACUUACGGUGUUGUUUUAACAGUGCUAUUUAUUAAACAUUGUGAAACUGCGCAAACGAAUUAUUAAUUCCCAAAGUCAAUGCCGAUAGUUAUGAGAUCUAUAAUCUCGUCUUGAAUUAUUGUGAGAAAAAAGAAUCUCGUCUCAAACUUAAAAUCCAGUCUCUUCCAUCCCUAAUUACUAAAGGUGUUGACACAUUUCAAUUCUCAAAUCGUGGCAAAUAAUCAAUCAGAAUUAAGAUUUUGACAAGUGAAAGAUUAUCUCUGUGUGAGUUCUGGAAUGGUGUUGAAGUUUCACCAGAGAUUGUACUGUUUGGAACAUUCUAAUAACAAAGUUAAAUCUUAUUAUAAUUAAAACCAUGUUUCUUUUUAUAUCACUUUCACUAGAAGUGGCUUAAAAUACCUGUAUUAUCGGUAAUCCAAUCAGUGGCAGGG
This is a messenger RNA of Macrosteles quadrilineatus (aster leafhopper), 7328 nucleotides long. Its product is annotated as ubiquitin carboxyl-terminal hydrolase 30 homolog. NCBI's taxonomy places the organism in Eukaryota, Metazoa, Arthropoda, Insecta, Hemiptera, Cicadellidae. Gene Ontology annotation, molecular function: cysteine-type deubiquitinase activity; cysteine-type endopeptidase activity. The record is from RefSeq and is a predicted model, not a curated record. Gene Ontology annotation, biological process: protein deubiquitination. The transcript has 11 exons. Gene Ontology annotation, cellular component: nucleus; cytosol. The coding region runs from base 70 to 1479 and encodes 469 amino acids.